GAAUAUAUUAUCGAAGUCUGAAAAGUGAUACUCUGGUCGACAAGGUUGAUGAUUAUUGAAGCACGUUUGUUUUUAAUUCCGAUAGAUUUUGUGAGAAAAAAACGUUAAGAGAAACCUUGUGCGGAUUGCUGUCUUCAAAUUAUCGCCGACUUCUUCAAACCAUUUUGUUUUUGCUUUAUAUCAGUGAAUAGCGGAUAUAUAACAAUGUCUCAUACAAUACUAUUAGUACAGCCUGGCCUCAGGCCUGAAACAAGAACAUAUUCAGAUUAUGAAAGCGUUAAUGAAUGUAUGGAAGGUGUUUGUAAAAUUUAUGAAGAGCAUUUGAAGAGACGAAAUCCGAAUACUCCAACUAUUACAUACGACAUCAGCCAAUUAUUUGAUUUUGUUGACCAGUUAACAGAUUUAUCAUGUCUUGUAUAUCAAAAAUCAACAAAUACUUAUGCUCCGUACAAUAAGGAUUGGAUCAAAGAAAAGAUUUAUGUAUUAUUGCGUAGAGCUGCAGGACAUAGCGAGUAAUUAAUGUAUAAGAAUAAAUACGUUUACUUUUAUAUAUAAGAUAAUUUUAAGUAUCUACAUCACAUGUAUCUACUACAUCAUUUGUAAUCAAUUUACAAUUUGCCAUAUUUCAUUAUUUUCAUAUAAUAUUGUAUGCUUUUCUCUU
Molecule: messenger RNA, 661 nt
Organism: Linepithema humile (Argentine ant)
Lineage: Eukaryota; Metazoa; Arthropoda; Insecta; Hymenoptera; Formicidae
Gene: e(r)
Product: enhancer of rudimentary
Source: RefSeq, a predicted model, not a curated record